Fusarium verticillioides 7600 is the source of this 1416-nucleotide messenger RNA. RefSeq lists its product as hypothetical. The coding region runs from base 1 to 1416 and encodes 471 amino acids. The record is from RefSeq and is a predicted model, not a curated record. NCBI's taxonomy places the organism in Eukaryota, Fungi, Ascomycota, Sordariomycetes, Hypocreales, Nectriaceae. The transcript has a single exon.
AUGAUCGACCAAAAGGGCAAGUACGUAUCUCGACGAACUCAUGAUCUCGCCUAUCUGCCCGAGGCCUGUCGACUAAAGACAGUUGCUAUUCAUCUGCCCGAGUCCUCCAGGCAGUAUAUGCGACGUAAGCAUGAGCCGCCUCAGAUCGUUCGGUUCUUGGCACAAAAGUCGAGAAAUCAGCCUAACUUCCGCCGCUUCCGCGCGUUGCGUACGUUACAGGGUGUUGAUUAUCUAUACUGCCUUCGUGGAGUUCGGGAAAUGACCUUCUUCGACUAUGACGAAUCGCGACGACAGCCCCCGAAAAUGCCAGUUCGUGACUGGACUUUUGUCCGUGAUAUCAAUGAGUCUGUACGCAGGGAAAAGUCUGCAAAUGAUGAACACUUCUCCCAGCUUCGGUACCUAGCUCCAUUGUUGAUCCAGCCUUCCGUCGAACUCGCUAGGCAGCUUGAGGAAAUCGUCAACCCAGCGCCUCAGCGAAUGGGUCUCUUGUCACCACCUCCUGAUAUGUACCCCCAGCUGCAGGCCGCCUUGGAUCAGACUGAUAGCUCUGAGAAUGAAUCCGAUGGCGAUGCCAGCGACGGAAAUUCUGAUGAAGAGAUGGGGGGAGACACUGACGAUGAUGGCAGUGACGGUGAUGACGAUGAUGAUGGUGGCAGCGGCGGUAGUGAUAGCGGCGCAGAUGCCCGCUUCUAUCAUCAACUUCUUGCUGCAGAUGACUACCGCCGUGAGCGAGAUGAUAGCCCGGCCGAUGAGCUGGUAGCAGGGAGGUCCGAUACCUUAUCUGGUAAUCGGUCUGAUCCCGAGUCUGAACAAGAACAGAAGAAAGAGGUAUGGUCAGAUAAUGGGCAAACCAUCGACUUAAUGAGCGACGAUGAGGACGAUGACGGGUCCCAGUAUGGAAGAGACCGGUCUACCUCUCUGUUCGUUCGGAGCCCCCCACGAGAACAUCGACCUGAGUUCACCACCAAGGUUGAAACGCCGUCUCCUCCCAAGGCAACCCCUCCAGUUCUCGCUGACCAGGCUGAAAUAACGCCGGUGAGGGAGGCCAGCGCUGACAGUAGCUUGUUUGUGAGCCCUACCCCCUAUGAGGUUCUGAACCCUCAAGCAGGAGAUCGUGAAUCGCCAAUUGACCUCACUGAACCUAUGGAGAUGCCAUUCUCUUCUCCUGCUCCGUCUUCAUGCUUGAGCUCGAGCAGCUGUUCUUCAGGUUCCAAGCGAGAAUGGAGUUUUAUCAGCGUGGAUGAUGAUGACGAGAAUGAUGGCGAUGAUGAGGACGAAGGCUUCCGAGUCUUGGGAAGUGUUCACAAGCGGCCACGCCGCCCUGACGGUGAUGGUGACGAUGACGGUGCUGAAAUGAUGGACCUAGAGGAGGAGUCUCUGGAGGAGCAGCCUCAAGAGGAGUUUGUCAUGACUUAG